This is a messenger RNA of Cokeromyces recurvatus, 1493 nucleotides long. RefSeq lists its product as uncharacterized. The transcript is spliced from 9 exons. Gene Ontology annotation, biological process: actin filament depolymerization; barbed-end actin filament capping. The record is from RefSeq and is a predicted model, not a curated record. Gene Ontology annotation, molecular function: actin monomer binding; actin filament binding. NCBI's taxonomy places the organism in Eukaryota, Fungi, Mucoromycota, Mucoromycetes, Mucorales, Mucoraceae. Gene Ontology annotation, cellular component: cytoplasm; actin filament. Bases 62 to 1201 code for a protein of 379 amino acids.
AAAAAAAAACUUGGAGAAAACAGCACUCAUCUUUUUCUUCUAUAAAAAGCUCAUAUUACUCAUGUCUCAUCAAAGUGGUAUUCAAGUGUCUGAAGAGCUAUCCAAUGUCUUUACAAAUGCUGUUUCUACAGGCAGCAUUCGUUUCCUUCGCGUUUCUAUAAAGAAUGAAUCCCUUGUACCUGAUGGCACCUCAUCUGUACAGAAUGAUUUCGAGUCAGAUUAUAAAAAGUACAUUAAUGAGUAUAUUGAGACAAAUUCACCCGCAUAUAUUUUUGUUCGUUUGGAUGAAAAGUCAUCCUCAGGUGAAUACAAAUGGCUAUUCCUGUGUUAUGUACCUGAUAAUGCCAAAGUUAGAGAUAAAAUGAUUUAUGCUUCUACUCGAGUCACUUUAACAAAGGAAUUGGGAGACUAUAGAUUCGAUGACAGUAUUUAUGGAACUGAGAAGUCGGAGUUUACUUGGGAAGGAUAUAAAAAGCAUUUAGCACAUAAGGCAGCAGGCGCCCCUUUGACAAAACGUGAGCAAGAGUUAGCAGAAAUCAAGGCAGCAGAGGCUAAAACAGUAUCUGAUUACCAAGGCAUUUCUGCAAGAAAAAGCUAUGCUCCUGGUGUUGCAUUUCCUUUAACUGAUAAAGCUGUCAAUGCACUUUCUGAAUUAUCAAAGACUAAAGAAAACAGAUCCCAUAACUUUGUUUCAUUGUGCUUAGAUAGCGAAAAGAUAGACUUGGAUAAAACUGCCAAUAUUUGUGUUGAUGAAUUACGUAAAACAAUAACAGAAAAUGCUCCACGAUUUACUUUCUAUGUUUAUGAAUAUCAGCCCUCUACAGAAUCUCUUAUAUUUAUUUAUACGUGUCCACCAAGCUCAAAAAUCAGAGAGCGUAUGUUAUACUCUUCUUCAAAGGCAAAUGUAAUUACAGCAGCUGAAAAUGAUGCUUCAAUUAAAGUUAUUAAGAAGUUCGAAACAAGUGAUUUAAGUGAUUUAAACAAGUCAUAUUUCGAUGAAGAAUUAUUAGAAAAUAGUAACUAUUCUGACUCUAAUAACAGUGGAUCUGGCUCUAGUACACCUACUGGUAGUAUUGUCAGUGAAAGAAUCCAAAUGUUAGGUGGUACUCGACAAGGCUUCAAACGACCUGUAGCUCCUGGUAGAAGAAGACCUCAAACUACCCAAUCUUCCUCUUCAACCAAUACAAAUUCCUCUUUUUAAAUUAAUAUUUUUUUUUGACCUGAAUUAAACAAUUCAUGAUUAGAAGUAUUACUUUUAACUUGCUACUACUUCUAGCUGAACUGUCUCUUUAUGAUUCAAACAUUAUUAUGUAAUCUCAGUACCUUGAUAGUAACAACUCAUCAUUAUAAUUCUUUCGUUUUAUUUGUAUACGCAAACUUUAUUAUUAUUUUAUUUUCGAAGACGUAAACAAUUUUUUAUGCGCGUAGAUCAUAGUCUAAAUGCCAUUUAUAGCCAAUAAGAGCCGGGCUUAAAGUAUUUUUUUAGAAGUGCU